AUGAUGAUGGAUGGAUUAGAAUUUGGGUAUCACCCAAAAUACGGUUUUGCCUUAUUCGCAACUCGUGAUUUCCAAAAAGGAGAAAUUCUCUUGUCUGAAAAACCUCUUAUAGUUUCCCAAACCCUAACCUCUAAACGCGACAAAGCUUUCGCUUAUACUUAUGAUAUUGACUUGGAUGUCUUCUCAACCUUUAAAGCAUUCUUUGACUCUUCAAUAGAAAUACAAAAUAUCAUUUUAAAUAAUUUCUAUCUUCCAUCAACUCCAGAAUUAAUGGAUACCGCUUGGUCGCAAGUCGGAUCUACUCGUUUAGACAGAAUCAUCGACAUUUGUCAAAAACACAUUCGGGAAUGGUCAGAUGUUAAUCGAGACACGUUUAAGAGAGUGUUUUUAGUAUUUACCUUUAAUUCACAUGCUUUUGGAUCGGAUAAUUCACCUGCUAUUUUUGCGAUUGGAAGUAAAAUGAACCAUUCUUGUGAAGCAAAUACAUUUUAUCAAUCUAUUGAUAAUCAAGUUGGCAUUCAUACGGUCGCUAAGAAAAUUCGAAAAGGCGAUCAAAUAACUACCAAUUAUCUUGGGAAAGAUACAAUUUUCUCAACUAAUUCAAGACAAAAAAUUCUCCAAAAAACGAAAUUAUUUCAAUGCGAUUGUUCACGAUGCACAGAGAAAUUGGACAUAUCACGGGGACUUCCUUGUCCAAAUUGCUCAAUUGUGAAAGAAAAAGACAUAGAGCAUGAAACAAUCGCUUUUAAUGAAAGACUAAACGAGAUUAAUUUUGUGAAUAAAUCACAAUUACUGGAUCUACAUGAUGCUUGCAUAGGUCAGCUCGGGACUCGUCAUUGGACGUACAUUCUAAUUCUCAAAAUGUUAAUACUUUUGGAUACAACACAAUUAUCGAACGGAAAAUAUGAUAAUAAAUCGUCCCUAGUUAAAAAUUUUGAUAAUGUAUUGAAUUGGUAUGAAAAAGGUGAAUUUGAUAUUCCAAGAUACUUAGGUUCAUUUACUUUGCACAUUGCAAGAGUUCUUUUUUGCAUUGAGGAUUAUUAUAAUAGUUUGCGUUUUCUUGAAAGAGUUUUUAAGAAUUUUCCUUAUGAUAAAACAUUUUCACAUGAGUACAAAGAAGUCAUUAACCUAAUGGAAAGAUGUCGUAUGGCAUUGGAUGAAUCUGUUUCUGGUCAAGAAAAUGAAUUACAUAUGAAACCAAGUUGUGAAUUGCUUCAAACUGAAUUGUAA
Racocetra persica is the source of this 1230-nucleotide messenger RNA. The record is from the annotation of a GenBank genome assembly. NCBI's taxonomy places the organism in Eukaryota, Fungi, Glomeromycota, Glomeromycetes, Diversisporales, Gigasporaceae.